GGAGGAGGAGGAGGAAGCGGCGGACGCUGGGCCCGCGGCGCGGCGCGCCUGGUCCGAUCUAUCUUUUAAAAUUGAGCCCCACAAUGAAGGUCAGAGGGUGCCAUCGUUGAAGAAAAGGUCACCCCUUAAAGCGCCAGCCCUCCUCAAGAGUGCCCAGUGGAGAAUGUGAUGGGAUCGGUAGCAUGUCUCUGGAGAGCGGCUCUGGGACAAGAUUGAGGAGUCUGCCCGUGAUGGGGGAUGGACUAGAAACUACCCAGAUGUCCACGCCGCAAGCCCAGCCCCAGCCCCAGCCAACCGCCACAGCCAGCGCCAACCCCCCACCGCCUGAGACCUCCAACCCUAACAAGCCCAAGAGGCAGACUAACCAGCUGCAAUACCUGCUCAAAGUGGUGCUCAAGACACUAUGGAGACACCAGUUCGCGUGGCCUUUCCAGCAGCCUGUGGACGCUGUCAAGCUCAACCUCCCUGAUUACUACAAGAUCAUUAAGACGCCCAUGGACAUGGGAACGAUAAAGAAGCGUUUGGAAAACAACUAUUACUGGAAUGCUCAGGAAUGUAUUCAGGACUUCAACACAAUGUUUACAAACUGUUACAUCUACAACAAGCCUGGAGAUGACAUCGUCUUAAUGGCUGAAGCCCUGGAGAAGCUCUUCUUGCAAAAAAUCAAUGAAUUGCCCACCGAGGAGACUGAGAUCCUGAUUGUCCAGGCGAAGGGACGAGGCCGGGGGAGGAAAGAAGCAGGGACAGCCAAGCCCGGUGUCUCCACGGUACCAAACACGACGCCAGCAUUGACGCCACCCCACACCCAGACCCCUCAGGCUAACCCACCGCCUGUGCAGGCCGCACCCCACCCUUUCCCUGCCGUCACCCCAGACCUCAUCGUCCAGACACCUGUUGUGACAUUGAUGCCCCCCCAGUCCCUGCAGCCGCCCUCAUCGGUGCCAACGCAGCUUCCUCCCCCUCCUCCCCCGCCACCUCCUCCCCCUCCUCCCCCGCCAGCCCCCCAGCCUGUGCAAAGCCACCCGCCCAUCAUUGCAGCCACCCCGCAGCCUGUGAAGACAAAGAAGGGGGUGAAGAGGAAAGCAGACACCACCACCCCCACCACCAUCGACCCCAUCCACGAGCCACCCUCACUGCCACCGGAGCCCAAGGCCACCAAGCUGGGCCCACGGCGGGAGAGUGGGAGGCCCGUGAAGCCCCCGAAGAAGGACGUCCCUGACUCGCAGCAGCACCCGGUACCCGACAAGAGCAGCAAAGUCUCCGAGCAGCUCAAGUGCUGCAGCGGCAUCCUCAAGGAGAUGUUUGCCAAGAAGCACGCGGCCUAUGCCUGGCCCUUCUAUAAACCUGUGGAUGUGGAGGCACUGGGCCUGCAUGACUACUGCGACAUCAUCAAGCACCCAAUGGACAUGAGCACAAUCAAGUCUAAACUGGAGGCUCGCGAGUACCGCGACGCUCAGGAAUUUGGUGCCGACGUCCGAUUGAUGUUCUCCAACUGCUACAAGUACAACCCUCCCGACCACGAGGUGGUGGCCAUGGCUCGGAAGCUCCAGGAUGUGUUCGAGAUGCGUUUCGCUAAGAUGCCAGAUGAGCCUGAGGAGCCUCUGGUGGCUGUGUCCUCGCCUGCUGUGCCUCCCCCGACUAAGGUGGUGGCCCCGCCCUCAUCCAGUGACAGCAGCAGCGACAGCUCCUCAGACAGUGAUAGUUCCACUGACGACUCUGAGGAGGAACGGGCCCAGCGCCUGGCUGAGCUCCAGGAACAGCUCAAAGCCGUGCACGAGCAACUCGCAGCCCUUUCACAGCCUCAGCAGAACAAGCCAAAGAAGAAAGAGAAAGACAAGAAGGAAAAGAAGAAAGAGAAGCACAAAAAGAAAGAAGAAGUAGAAGAGACGAAGAAGAGCAAAGCCAAGGAGCCCCCUCCCAAGAAGACGAAGAAAAACAACAGCAGCAGCAACAACAACGCCAGCAAGAAGGAGCCAGCGCCCGUGAAGAACAAGCCGCCGCCGGCAUAUGAGUCUGAGGAGGAGGACCGCUGCAAGCCCAUGUCUUACGAGGAGAAGCGACAGCUGAGCCUGGACAUCAACAAGCUGCCUGGCGAGAAGCUAGGCCGUGUGGUGCACAUCAUCCAGUCUCGAGAGCCCUCACUCAAGAACUCCAACCCUGACGAGAUCGAGAUCGACUUUGAGACCCUGAAGCCGUCCACCCUGCGAGAGUUGGAGCGCUACGUCACGUCUUGCCUGCGCAAGAAGAGGAAGCCCCAAGCAGAGAAAGUGGACAUGAUGGCCGGCUCCUCCAAGAUGAAGGGCUUCUCAUCCUCGGAGUCGGAGAGCACCAGCGAGUCCAGCUCCUCCGACAGUGAAGACUCCGAGACAGAGUUGGCUCCAAAGUUAAAGAAGAAGGGCCACCCUGGGCGGGAGCAGAAGAAGCAGCAGCACCACCACCAGAUGCAGCAGGUCCCUGUUCCUGUGCCCCAGCAGCACAACACUCCACCACACCUCAACCAGCACGCCGUGGUCUCCCCACCAGCUUUGCACAACGCGCUGCCCCAGCAGCCCUCUCGGCCCAGCAACCGCGCAGCCGCCCUGCCCCCCAAGUCGGCCCGGCCCCCAGCUGUGGCACCCACCCUGGCCCAGCCAACCUUACUCCCUCAGCCACCUAUGACCCAGCCCCCGCAGGUGCUGCUGGAGGAGGAAGAGCCUCCCGCCCCACCCCUCACCUCCAUGCAGAUGCAGCUCUACCUGCAGCAGCUGCAGAAAGUGCAGCCGCCCACCCCGCUACUCCCUUCCGUGAAGGUGCAGUCCCAGCCCCCACCCUCUCUACCACCCCCGCCCCACCCAGUGGUGCAGCAGCAGCUUCAGCCCCCACCACCACCCCAGUCCCAGCCGCCCCAGCCUCAGCCACCCCCUCAGCCGCCGCAGCACCCACCGCCCCCGCGGCCCGUGCAUCUACAAUUCCCCGCUCACAUCCAGCAGCCACCCCCACCACCUAGCCAGCAGCCCCCCCACCCAGCCCCAGGCCAGCAGCCACCCCCACCACCUCCCGCCAAGCCACAGCAAGUCAUCCAGCACCACCCCUCACCCCGGCACCACAAGUCGGACCCCUACUCUACAGGUCACCUCCGAGAAGCCCCGUCCCCGCUUAUGAUACAUUCCCCCCAGAUGCCACCGUUCCAGAGCCUGACGCACCAGUCCCCGCCCCAGCAGAACGUCCAGCCGAAGAAGCAGGAGUUACGUGCUGCCUCUGUGGUCCAGUCCCAGCCCCUGGUGGUGGUGAAGGAGGAAAAACUGCACUCGCCCAUCGUCCGCAGCGAGCCUUUCAGCCCUGCACUACGGGCGGAGCCCCUCAAGCACCCAGACAGCAUCAAGGCACCUGGCCACCUGCCCCAGCGGCCGGAGCUGAAGCCCGUGGACCCUGGGCGGCCUGUAGUUCGGCCCCCUGAGCAGAAUCCUCCUCCGCCUGGGGCCUCAGACAAGGACAAGCCAAAACAGGAGCCCAAGACGCCAGUUGCUCCUAAGAAGGACCUGAAAAUUAAGAAUAUGGGCUCCUGGGCCAGCCUGGUGCAGAAGCAUCCGACCACCCCGUCCUCUACUGCUAAGUCGUCGAGCGACAGCUUUGAGCAGUUCCGUCGAGCAGCGAGGGAGAAGGAGGAGCGGGAGAAGGCACUGAAGGCGCAGGCAGAGCACGCCGAGAAGGAGAAGGAGCGGCUGCGGCAAGAGCGCAUGAGGAGCCGUGAAGAUGAGGAUGUGCUGGAGCAGGCUCGGCGUGCCCACGAGGAGGCGCGCCGGCGCCAGGAGCAGCAGCAGCAGCAGCGCCAGGAGCAGCAGCAGCAGCAGCAGCAAGCUGCCGCUGUGACCGCUGCUGCCCCCCAGGCCCAGAGCUCCCAGCCCCAGUCCAUGCUGGACCAGCAGCGGGAGCUGGCCCGGAAGCGGGAGCAGGAGCGGAGGCGCCGGGAAGCGAUGGCAGCUACCAUUGACAUGAAUUUCCAGAGUGAUCUAUUGUCAAUAUUCGAAGAAAAUCUUUUCUGAGAGCACCUAGGUGACUGUUCUGACUUUGAUUUUCUGGCAAAACGUCAACUCUCAUAGUGUUAGGGGCGGCGACGGUGGCGGCAACAGCAGUGCAGCGAGGUGGCGGCGUGGCCCUCCUACAUGCUUUGCCCGGGCAGGCCUAAGGGCAGCGAAGGCCACCAGGCCUGUCUGCCUUAUUGCUGCCAGACACUCAGAUGCCGAGCAGUACACACCUCCCGGGCGAACGUGCUGCUGGACCCAGGCUGUGCAGCCUCCACGCCAAAUGUCCGAGCCGUGUGCACACACCACCGUUGCCACUGCUGCGACAGUCUUCUGUCCACGAAAACGGGAUGCUCCUGCCUGCAGGAGCCCCUACGACUCCGCCAUGCCACGCCACACGGGAUCCCCGGCCCCCUCGGCAAGCCCGCGAGCUGGAGGCACUCGUGCCGUGCACCCGUCGGCGCUGACUUUGCCUUGAACAGACACCCCCCCUC
Molecule: messenger RNA, 4495 nt
Organism: Echinops telfairi (small Madagascar hedgehog)
Lineage: Eukaryota; Metazoa; Chordata; Mammalia; Afrosoricida; Tenrecidae
Gene: BRD4
Product: bromodomain containing 4
Exons: 23
Coding region: 183-4022 (1279 amino acids)
Biological process (GO): positive regulation of transcription elongation by RNA polymerase II; chromatin remodeling
Cellular component (GO): nucleus; chromatin
Source: RefSeq, a predicted model, not a curated record